GCCUCGUCGCGCGCACUGCAGUCGUCGCCGCGCACGGACAGCACGAACAUCUGCUCCGUAGACGUGAGUGUGGAUCGUGAGAUCUUUUUAUUUCGGUGUUCCCUCGACACGCGGUUUCGAGAAGUUUCUGUGCCCGCGGACCGAUCCGAAGAUCGACCGCCGAAGAUCUUCCAUCGGAGAUUCGUCGCACGCGCCUCGUCGCGUCCGUUCCUGCCGCGACGGUUUCGAUCCGUCGAAGGUCAAAAAAGUCUGCUUCCGAGCUGGAAGCAGAUCGUUCCGAUCAUUUAGGAUCGUCCGGAAGGGUCGAGGAAGCGAUCGCAGAUCCCAGGAUACCGUUUCGCGAGUGUCUGAAAUCGCGGCCGUUUCCCAUCGAGUGCGCAUCUUGACGUAAUGCGCGACAACGAACCGGGGCUUCGCGUUGAUUACGUGCCGACAGUCGCGUUGCGCAACGAGAUCGUCGGACGCAGAAGAUCUUGAGCGACCGAGGAGUGCCGCAUCGGAUCCGGACCAACGGGAGGAAGCGGGAGCGAACGAUCGUCCUCGGGAUCGUGAUCGGGAAUGACGGCGCCUCCGCUCGGGCUGAUGGAACGACCAGAAGAAGACGUUCCAGCGGUGGCGCGAGGAUGACGCCGACAAGGACGGUGGUCGGGUUGUCGAGGCUGCUCGUCCUCGUGCCUGUCACCGUCUGCGCGACCAUUUCCUACGCCAGCCAGGAACCGCCGCGUUGCCAAGACCGAACGCCACCCCCUCAGACCUUGGCGAAGUGUCGAUACGACGACGACUGCAUGAAGAAUGCAUACUGCUGGAAUCAGGAGGCCUGUCUCUGCAAAGACGACUAUAUCGUCCACAAGAAUGGCACGGACACCGUUUGUCUAAAAGUGGCGAACGCCAUAGGGGACCCAUGCGAGGCGGAUAUUCAGUGUCGCGUGACCUUCGCCCCGUUCUCCGAGUGCCGAGAAAAUAUCUGUCAGUGUUCCGACGGCUCUCACUACGAGAUGGGACGAUGCUACGAGUCCGUCGGUCUGGGAAAGUACUGCAAGACGAGCCACAAUUGCUACAUCAAAGACAGCUACUGCGUGACGGGAUUCUGCGCGUGCAGCUACAAUCAUCACCCGAAUCCUCGUCAAGACGGCUGCAUACUGAGCAAAGAGCUCGGCGACCAUUGCGAGCACGAUUACGACUGCGUCGCGGAGUACGCGAGGUGCGUCCUCGACAGCUGCACCUGCAGCGUGAAUCACGUGGUGUCGGCCGAUCGCAAGCACUGUCUGAAGGCUGCCAAUUCGGUGGGCGCACCGUGUCAAGAGGACUCUCAGUGCCAGCUAUUCCUGAAGGACGCGAAGUGCGGCGGUGACGGCAAGUGCGUCUGCCUCGACUACUUCCAUCAGCGGGGCUCCGAAUGCUUCAAGGACGUCGAGUUGAAGGAGCGUUGCCAGAGCCACAAAGAGUGCGUCACGUCGACGUACAGGGACACGUUCUCGACGAAGCCGAUGAACGUCGACUGCGUGAACGGCUACUGUCUCUGCGCACCGAACUACAUCAUGACGGAGGAGCUGCGCGACUGCAUCGGCUACAGCGACAACGGUGUCGCGACAGUAAGCCCUUGGACGAUAGUCUACCAGUUCCUGGCGAUGGUAGUCCUAAUGAGAAUAUCGACGUUUUGAACCUCCGCAAGGGUCUCCAUGGACUUCGAUAGUGCUUGCGCGAGAAGACGUAUCGCUACCAAAGAUAGAAUCCAU
This is a messenger RNA of Megalopta genalis, 1736 nucleotides long. RefSeq lists its product as uncharacterized. NCBI's taxonomy places the organism in Eukaryota, Metazoa, Arthropoda, Insecta, Hymenoptera, Halictidae. The record is from RefSeq and is a predicted model, not a curated record.